This is a messenger RNA of Verticillium dahliae VdLs.17, 807 nucleotides long. RefSeq lists its product as uncharacterized. The transcript has 2 exons. Bases 1 to 807 code for a protein of 268 amino acids. The record is from RefSeq and is a predicted model, not a curated record. Lineage: Eukaryota; Fungi; Ascomycota; Sordariomycetes; Glomerellales; Plectosphaerellaceae.
AUGCAGUUCAUCCGAAACAUUGUGUCCUUCUUCACCCUAUUGGGUUUGGCAGCGGCAGCAUACGAUCCGGCAUUCGACUCGCAAUGCGCUAGCGACGGUAUCUGCCUGUCGUCGUUCAAAUGGUGCAGAGACGAUGCCUUCAGGCCCUCUGGCGAUGAUUGCCACUGGCCGCAGGGCGCCAGCUCGUUGUGGGUAGGCGACGGCGGCGGCAGAACGGCCCUCUUAGACUCCGAGCCUGGGUAUGAAAUUGCCUGGCGGCAUGCCAACGGGUCGCUUCCCGUGACGAUCCGUUGGCUCAGCGGCUUGCCGGACCAGAUGCCGGAGAAGGAGGAUGAUCAAAGCUUGCGCACCAUCUACGAAACCAGGCCGGCGCAAGACCUGACAGCCAACAAGAGAAUGUCGGGCACAUACCGCUUCACGCCGCAGACGAUACUAGACGAGUACCAGGCGAACCGCAUGCCCAACGUGACGAUCGAGGCGGCGUGGCUCAUGGCCCGCACCUGGCGGAACGUCAUCACCAUCUCGCAGCCGGGCGCGUCAUUGGAUGGGCCGGCCGACUUCUCGCACAACUUUCUGCUAGCGGAUGCGGAGCUCAAGGGUCUGCUCGCGGACAGGCGACGGGCGUCUGCGCGGGACCUUGGCGCGAGCCAGAAGAGGUGGGGGAUCGGUGUCGGCGUCGGUGUCGGGAUCGGCUUGCCGCUGGUCGUGGCGCUCACGUGGAUUGCGGCGCGUCGUAAGGCGACGGGCAGGAAGGUCUGGAGUGUGCGAUCGUCUGAUAAUGUCAAGUUUGGUAGGGCGAGUGCGUGA